Messenger RNA from Gadus chalcogrammus (walleye pollock), 5848 nucleotides. Its product is annotated as mitofusin-1-like. Lineage: Eukaryota; Metazoa; Chordata; Actinopteri; Gadiformes; Gadidae. Gene Ontology annotation, biological process: mitochondrial fusion; mitochondrion localization. The coding region runs from base 177 to 2456 and encodes 759 amino acids. The record is from RefSeq and is a predicted model, not a curated record. The transcript is spliced from 18 exons. Gene Ontology annotation, molecular function: GTP binding; GTPase activity. Gene Ontology annotation, cellular component: mitochondrial outer membrane.
GUCACUAAGCCCCGCCCCUCAUUCUCGGACUGCAGUGAAAGGAUAACAAAUGGAAAGGUUAGCAAGGAUGUCACCCUCCUAACGCUUCGUCUAGAAGUCGAGUCUUGAGGAAGAUUGUUUAUCAUUGUGUGAUGAAAAUAAAGCACGGAAUAUCUUGAGGAUUGCGAUUUGACAUCAUGGCUUCAAUCCCUUCACUAAGACGAACUGAUUCCGCCAAGGGGGAUUUAUCUCCCCUGAAGCACUUUGUUUUGGCAAAGAAGAAGAUAAGUGAUGUGUUUGAGCAACUACUGCAGUACGUGAAAGAAAGUUCAGAGUUUGUUGAAGAAACCUGUCAAAAUAAAGCUUUGGAGGAUAUAGCAAGCGAGGACCAGAAGAUAGAGAUCCAGGCCUAUACAGACAAACUGACGGUCAUUAAAGAAGUUCUGGCCCGUAGACACAUGAAGGUGGCCUUCUUUGGAAGGACCAGCAAUGGGAAGAGCACGGUGGUGAAUGCCAUGCUGAGGGACCGCGUGCUGCCCAGCGGCAUCGGCCACACCACCAACUGCUUCCUGAGCGUCGAGGGAACCGACGAGGACAAGGCCUACCUCAAGACCGAAGGCUCCGAUGAAGAGAAGAGCAUCAAGACGGUGAACCAGCUGGCCCACGCCCUCCACAUGGACGAGAGUCUGGACGCCGGCUGCCUGGUCCGCGUCUUCUGGCCAAAGACCAAGUGUGCGUUGCUCCGGGACGACCUGGUGCUCGUGGACAGCCCCGGGACAGAUGUUACAACACAGCUGGACAGCUGGAUAGACAAGUUCUGCCUGGACGCAGAUGUGUUUGUGCUAGUGGCCAACUCCGAGUCCACACUUAUGAACACGGAAAAGCACUUCUUCCACAAAGUGAACGAGCGGCUGUCCAAACCCAACAUCUUCAUCCUCAACAACCGCUGGGACGCCUCGGCCAACGAGCCCGAGUACAUGGAGGACGUCAGGAAGCAGCACACGGACCGCUGCAUCAACUUCCUGGUGGAGGAGCUGAAGGUGGUGGACCGCGAGCAGGCGCCCAACCGCAUCUUCUUCGUGUCGGCCAAGGAGGUGCUCAACUCCCGCAUGCAGCGAGCGCAGGGCAUGCCCGAGACCGGAGGGGCUCUGGCUGAGGGCUUCGAGGAGAGGCUGAAGGAGUUCCAAUGCUUUGAGAGGAGGUUUGAGGAGUGUAUCUCGCAGUCAGCAGUGAAAACAAAGUUUGAGCAGCACACUAUCAGGGCCAAGCAGAUCAUAGAAACGGUCCAGGGAAUCAUGGACAGCAUCAACAUUGAGGCGGCCGAGAAGAGAGUGGCAGCGCAAGAGGACAGGGAGUACCAGAUAGACCGGCUGGAGUUCGUAAAGAACCAGCUCAACCUACUGAUUGACGACACCAAGAAGAGGAUCAAGGCCAUCAGCGAGGAGGUGGCGUCCAAGGUGUCCAGUGCCAUGGGGGAGGAGAUUUGCCGCCUAAACGUGAUCAUCGACGAGUUCCACGCAGAUUUCCAUCCUUCCUCCAAUGUGCUCAAGAUCUACAAGUCGGAGCUCCUGUCCCACGUGGAGGAGGGCAUGGGCAAGAACCUGGCCUUCCGCUGCUCCAGUGCCAUCAACGCCUCCGUCCUGUCCUACCAGAAGGACAUGAUAGACAACAUGCUGCCCCUACUGCCCUCCGUCAGCCAGGGCCAGAUCCACAUGCUGGUGCCCAGCCGGAAGUUUGACCUGAGCUACGACCUGAACUGCGCCUCGCUCUGCAGCGACUUCCAGGAGAACAUCGAGUUCCAGUUCUCCCUGGGCUGGUCGUGCCUCGUCCACCGCUACCUGGGGCCCGCCAACGCACAGAGGGCCCUCAAGCUCAUGGACCAGAACUUCCAGCCAGCGCUGACGGCGGCGACCACGCCCACCUCCGGCCCCCCCGCCCCCUCCAGCGCCGUGGCCCUGCCCAGCCAGGAGGCGGCCGUCAUGAGCCAGGAGGACCUGAUGGUCGCCGUGGCAACCAACCUGGCGUCCAUCACCUCCCGCACCUCCGUGAGCGUGCUGGUGGUGGGAGGGGUGGUGUUCCGGACGCUGGGCUGGCGGCUGAUCGCCUUGUCGGGCGCCAUCUACGGCACGCUGUACCUGUACGAGCGGCUCACCUGGACCACGCGGGCCAAGGAGCGCACGCUGAAGCGGCAGUUCGUGGACUACGCCACGGAGAAGCUGCAGCUCAUCGUCAGCUUCACCAGCUCCAACUGCAGCCACCAGGUCCAGCAGGAGAUGGCCACCACCUUCGCCCGCCUCUGCCAGCAGGUGGACCAGACCCAGAAGGAGCUGGAGGCUGAGAUCCGCCGCCUCACGGCCAACAUAGACCAGCUGGAGCACGUCCAGAGCCACUCCAAGACCAUGCGACACAAAGCCACCAAGCUGGAGAGCCAGUUGGAGGACUUCAUCACCCAGUAUCUGCGCCUCCCUCUGGACUGAUACACCUUUCUCUCUCCCGCUCCCUCUCUUUAAUAUCUCCUGUGGAGUCUUCUUCUCCACCCCGCAAGACCUCGGGCCCGCGCCUCAAACCGUAGCCACUUUUUUGAUGUGGCCUGAACCCUAAGUAGCCCGCCCACCCCCACCAUCGCUCCACUUCUCCGAAGCCCGAGAAAGGCUCUUACCGUGAGGACAGGCCGUGUUCAACACGUGUAAUAAAGGUGUAUUCCCUGCCUUCCUUAAGGAAUAGAUGAAAGGACUAGUGGCAGCUAAACCAAUCCCCCAGAAAGACCGCCUUAAAAUCUCCGGCAGGAUAGUCUUUGGGGGGGGCCAAUGUUUUACUCCACUCCCAUGUUUUUCUAACUGUGAAUUAGAGAUUUUUUUUUCCCAGACUAACUUUUCAUUAGUAUAAACAGUUUGAGUGUGUGUGUAUGUAUAUGUGUGUGUAUAAGAGAAGUAUAUGUAAAAAAAACGAAAUUGGUUGAUCUGUUGGAUCUAUGAAUCAGUGUUGGUCUUGCACAGAGUUAAAGUGCAUGCAGAAUGUGUGAGGUUUUGAUGAAUCAUCAGAUACACGGAAGAGAACAAAAAGAGGCAUUUUCUUUUUGGGACUCAAUCGAUACCGUGUAGAUAAGUCUUUUGAUACUGCCAUGCAUUUUCUAAAGUCUUGUCGUUUAUACCCGUUAGACCAGACAUGAUUUUUGUGAAUGAAUGCGUUAACCCUUCUGAUUUUCCAGGACGUAUUAUAAGAAACUGAGUAAAUGUUUGAAGAAAAUAUGGUCUGUUUGUGUGCUUUUGCUUUAAAAGUUUUAUUCUUUAAUCGUUUGCGUCUUAUUUUGAAACUGAAUUGGUCAACUACCAAAAUUCCCCACAUUAGGUCAAAUUUUUUGAAAAAAGGUUGAAAUAGGCGACAUGAAAAAGCCAUAGUUUGAAGUUGCUGCAGUGUACUCUACUCAAUCUUAUUACUUUGUGCAAAAACCGGCACUUUUAUUUCUUAAGCCACAAAAUGAGGACAGAUAUUUUGGUUAAAAGCUUUUUUUUUUUUAUUGGUUACGAUAUCAACUCAUGGCAACAUCAGUAUCACCACGCCACUGUACAAAUACAAAAACAGAAAACAAAAAAAUUGGUGUGAAAAAGACUAUAAAAAUUAUUCCAUAACAAGUGAUUAUAUCUUCACACAAUAGAACUGUAAGAUAAUUAUCAUGGCACCAAGUCCCUGGUUCUCACUGGCUUAAAAUACUUAAUAAAUUAAAAGGGAAAGGAAAAAGUGAUGCCAAAGGGCAGUGCAUUACUCUGUGACGGCCAGGUGAGGUGUUGGAACACAUUUUGUGGUGGUGGAAUCUUGUAUUUUUUUGGACAUACCCAACAAGUGACAGUUAAUGUCAAUACUUAAAAUAAAUUGCGUAUGGUAGUGCAAAUGUAAUCCUCAAAACACUGCCUUGAUGGAUCUAGAACACAGUAAAUAAACACCUGUUUCUUUCAAUUUAAAAAACAACUUGUGGCCCACGUUUGAUAGCCGCAAAUGGCAGUUGUAAUUACUGUUCAAAUAUCGGCGGGAAUUCUUGAUAUUAAACUAAUCUUUCAUAAUACUUAACUGAUAUGAGUGAGUUUUCCAAAAUAGAUUUGUUUAUCAAAUAAGGUGCAGUCUGGUAUGAAUCCUUAAAAACAAAUACUGAGCCAAAAUUAGACCUACAAUGAUUCAAUAUAUAAACACCUUUUUUUUUUUUUAUGUGUGAGACAAUUGAAGUCCCAACUGCUAAUACUGUUGAAUUAUGCACAGCAAAAAAAAAACUAAAACGAGAUGCUGUCCACUAAAUAUCUGAUUCAGUGGUGACAGUCAACUCUUCUGUCCAGUGGUUAGGGCUAAGGUGUAGUUUGGAUCAGACACGGCUCACCAUCAAACCAACAUCUGUGUACGGUGGCUUUAUUCACUCCCAACAAAUGGCAUCGCAGUGGUGUAUGUAUGCAUUCUUGGCAGAACACUUUUCAAAUGAAUAAUAGUACUGUGGAGCCAUUAGGAUGCACAAAGAGAAAAAUUCUAACAUUGGUGAUAGGCAAAUCUAUAUUUGCGUCAAGCAUCUGAUUGGGUGCAGAAAAAUGAUGUUGAUACAUAUUGGGAAAGCUGGCACUUUUGACAUAAUGGAUUAUACAAAUGAACAAAAAGCAAGUGGUUUGUGUCUUGGGUCGUUCACAGCUCCAUGGCGAACGUUGGCACACAUGAGGAACUAACGAUUCUAUGUUAUCCGUAUGGAUUAGUCCCGCCCUCCCUCACCCCAUCAACACUGAUGGGCAACACAUCCUAGGCAACAAUAGGAAGUUCUCAGGCUUAAAAAAAAAAAGUAAAACAUACCAUCUCAUAAUGCAUUCUCUUGUAAAAAAAAACCAGUUAUAAAUGAACCUAAAAACCAAAAGGUAAAAUAAAAUUACAGUAUUUCAGGGGGAGAUGCACCGAUACUUGAUUGAACACUAACAAAGUACUGCGACAAGGAUGGUAGUACAAGAUUUUAAAUAUUAAAAAGUGAUAAUACAGCAUUCAAAGCAUGUGGUGGUGAUUUGAAGCAUGGGUGUUUAGUGUUCACUAGUAUAGGCAGCGUUAUGUGCUUGCUGAAGGAAAAUGAUCGUUCUUUGGACUCUUGGCCCAUCUGCCCCUUUGACCCCCUGCGAGAACUAAGCUCUCGUGGCUGGGAAUAACACUCUGCUGUACUCGAUGCAAGCGUUGGGGUUUGGUUUUGGGGAUUUCUUUUUUUUUCACUUCGAGCUAUCGUAAGGCAGAAUGGAGACACAAUUUGGGGCCAAUCUCUAAAGCACAAAUUCUCCUCAGCAGUCACACACAUGGCAAGUACAGGCACCGGAAAUAGCCAACGGGCAGGUCGAAUGAAUGUCCAUCUGUGUAAUCUGUGAAAUAAAACAUCCAAAAUCUUUCAACGGAAACCAAAAAAACGAACAAAAAAUGAAAUGGCAGAGAAAAUAUACAUAUAAAAAAAAUUAAUCAUCAGAUACCACUUGUCCCAGUAAAUACAUCACGUGCUUGAUUCUUUACAUUGGUACUAAAGUCUAAGUAUAACUAGCUAUCAGGUGUCCAUUUCGGUCUACCGAGUGUUUUUUUUCCUCUUAGAAAUACCUUUCUGUUCAUUGCAUGUUCUUGUUGAAAGACAAAUGAUAAUUUCAUGUUAAAUACAGAUCAUCACAAAAUAAGUGUUCUUUUUUUGUUAUGUUUUUUUUUUAAUUCAUUUUUUUACACACGUGUGGUAGCACUAUUGUGGUUUCGGAAUCGAGUGUAGGCUCAGACGUUGUCAAGGAAAAUGGUUGUUUUUUUUGUUGCCCAUCCUUCACGUGAAAGAAAAUACAAAAGUCCACCUUGCUGUCAGUUUGAAUCUCCGCCCUCUUUUCUCGCCCUG